AUGUCACAGAGAAGUUCUAAGGAAGUCAGGAAAGUAAACAUUUCGAGCUCCUUGGAGUCUGAAGAUAUUAGCUUAGAAACCACAGCACCAACCGAUGAUGUUUCUUCCUCUGAAGAGAGAGAAGGCACUGUUAAAAUCACUAAGCAGCUGAUUGAACGGAAAGAGUUGCUUCAUAAUCUUCAGCUACUUAAAAUAGAAUUAUCUCAGAAAAACCUGAUGAUUGACAACUUGAAAGUAGAAUAUUUGACCAAGAUUGAGGAGCUAGAAGAGAAGCUUAAUGAUGCAAUCCAUCAAAAGCAGCUGUUGUCUUUACGACUGGAUACUCAGCUGGCUUUACAGCAAGAAGAUGCGAGAAAACAUCAGGCUCUAAUGAAACAAGAAAUGGAAACUGUUUUAUUGAGGCAGAAGCAACUGGAGGAAACGAAUCAUCAGUUAAGGCAGAGGGCUGGAGAUAUCCGUCAGAGCUUGCGAGAUUUGGAAUUAACAGAUGAUUGUUAUGAGAAGCUCAAGUGUCUUCCUGAAGAUCAGCUUUCUAUCCCUGAAUAUGUUUCUAUCCGAUUCUAUGAAGUGGUCCAUUCCUUAAGAAAAGAGUUAAGUGAGCUACAGAUUAAAAAAGAGAGCCUAACAGAAGAACUAAGUGGGUACAAAUCUCAACUGAAGUCUCUGACAGAGAGCUAUGAAGAUGAGAGGAGGAAUCGGUCAGAGCUUGAGGUUAGAUGCCAGGGCUUAACACUGGAACUGGCUGAUACCAAGCGGUUGAUUCAGCAAGGUGAUUACAGACAAGAGAACUAUGAUAAAGUAAAAUGUGAACGCGAUGCAUUUGGACAUGAAUUGUCAGAACUCAGAAGAAAAUAUGAAAUAUUAGAGGUGUCACACAAAGCACAAGCUAAAGAAAGAAAUGAUUUAUCAAAAGAGCUGGCAAACAUACAACAAUCCCUCAACUUGUUGCAAAAAGAUAAAGAUUAUCUUAAUCGCCAGAACAUGGAGCUUAGUGUUCGCCGUGCACAUGAAGAAGAUCGUCUUGAAAGACUUCAGAUUCAGCUAGAGGAUGCCAAAAAAGCUAGGGAAGAAAUGUAUGAAAAGUAUAUUUCAUCCAGAGACCACUAUAAAACAGAAUAUGAGAAGAGACUGCAUGAAGAGUUGGAACAAAUAAGGUUGAAAACAAAUCAAGAAAUCGAGCAACUAAGAAGCACUUCAAAAGAGAUGUAUGAACGUGAAAACAGAAAUUUGAGAGAAGCGAGAGACAAUGCUGUCGCUGAAAAAGAAAGAGCAGUUACUGCUGAAAAGGAUGCUUUACGAAAAUAUGAUCAACUCUUAGAACAGUAUAGACAAAUGCAGCUUGGCACAGAAAGCAAAGUAGCUGAACUUCUUCACCAGAGUAAGUUGAAGUCUUUUGAAAGUGAGCAUGUUCAACUCGUGCAACAAGAAACAGCUAAGAAUCUUUCACAGUGCCAAAUGGAAUGUGAGAAAUAUCAGAGAAAGCUGGAGGUGCUUACUAAGGAAUUUUACAGUCUUCAGUCUUCUAGCGAAACACGCAUUAUUGAACUUCAAACACAGAAUUCUGAGAUUCAAGCCAGGCUAGAUACUUAUGAAAAACUUGAAAAAGAGCUUGAUGAGAUAAUACUGCAGACAGCAGAAAUGGAAGAUGAAGUUGAAGCUGAAAGGGUCCUCUUCUCAUAUGGGUAUGGUGCUAAUGUUCCUACAACAGCCAAACGACGACUAAAGCAAAGUGUUCACUUGGCAAGGAGGUUGCUGCAGCUAGAAAAGCAAAACUCGUUGCUUGUAAAAGAUCUGGAACAUCAGAAGGAACAAGUAACGCAGAUUUCACAAGAGCUGGACAGAGCAAAGACUUUGCUGAGUCAAGUACAACAGCCAUACAAAUACCUCAUUGAAACUGUGCAACAGAGAGAUUCUCAAAUAAGCCUACAGAAAGAACGUAUUACACAACUUGAAAAAGAUACCAGUCUUUUAAAUAAAGAAAAGACAGCUUUGCUGCGUGUCAAGAAUCAAAUGGCAGCAGAUUUGGAGAGACUUCUAAAUCACCGUGAGGUAAUCUUCCUGUUUUAG
This is a messenger RNA of Mesitornis unicolor (brown roatelo), 2067 nucleotides long. RefSeq names its product progesterone immunomodulatory binding factor 1 (gene PIBF1). Gene Ontology annotation, cellular component: centriolar satellite. NCBI's taxonomy places the organism in Eukaryota, Metazoa, Chordata, Aves, Mesitornithiformes, Mesitornithidae. Gene Ontology annotation, biological process: cilium assembly. The record is from RefSeq and is a predicted model, not a curated record. Bases 1 to 2067 code for a protein of 688 amino acids. The transcript is spliced from 15 exons.